AUGGGUGAUGCACCGUUAUCAUCAGAGCAUGUGCUGGUCGUUUUCUACCGCGCAAUGCCAGCAGAGCUGAGCGAUGUUAUCCGGCACAAAUUCUCCAAUGCCGAGGUCACUAUUUACCAGUCUCAGCAAGGUAUUCCUUUGCCAUCUGAAUUAUAUCAACGUGCUACCGUCCUUGUGACUUUCACGGAUCUUCCAGAGCUCAAGGACUCGAAAAACCUUAAACUGAUUCAUACCUUCUCUGCUGGUGUGGAUCAUCUUUUGAAACAUCCAAUUUUGCGAGAAAGCGAUAUCCCCAUCACUACAAGCUCGGGUAUCCACGGUCCUCCAAUUGCAGAAUGGACAGUGAUGAACUGGCUAGUAUCUUCCCGGAAAUAUGUCCAUACCUAUGAGUCACAGAAAUCGCACAUAUGGGGAGAUAAAAAUGCGUACACGCAAGGUCUGCAUGAUCAAGUGGGCAAGAAGGUAGGUAUUCUAGGAUAUGGAAGUAUCGGGCGCCAAAUUGCCCGCGUCUCGCACGCAUUAGGCAUGACUGUCCACGCAUACACGGCUAAUCCACGCCCAACACCUGAAUCCCGGCAUGACCAAGGCUACAUCGUGCCUGGGACUGGAGACCCAGACGGCUCAAUUCCGGCCUCGUGGCACCACGGAACAGACCGGGAAUCCAUCCGCUCUUUCUUGGCUACAGGGCUCGAUCAUCUGGUGAUCUCACUUCCACUGACCCCAGAAACAACCCGUCUUCUCGGCGCAGAGGAAUUCGCCAUUCUAUCCGACAACUGUCAUCAUCACGCGAGCAAGCCUUACGUGACCAAUAUCUCGCGAGGCAAGGUUAUCGAUCAGAAGGCGUUGGGCGAUGCAUUGAAUUCUGGAGUCUUGGGUGGUGCUGCCCUUGAUGUUACUGAUCCUGAACCUCUUCCUAAGGAUGAUCCUCUGUGGGAUGCCUCCAAUGUUCAGAUCAGUCCACAUGUCAGUGGUCUUGGGAUGGAGUACUUCCCGCGCUCUCUCGAUAUUCUCGUGCUAAACUUGGGACGCAUUGCUCGGGGUGAGCCAUUAAUCAAUGCUUAUGUACGAGGCAAAGGGUAUUAG
Messenger RNA from Penicillium vulpinum, 1083 nucleotides. RefSeq names its product D-isomer specific 2-hydroxyacid dehydrogenase family protein. The transcript is spliced from 4 exons. The record is from RefSeq and is a predicted model, not a curated record. NCBI's taxonomy places the organism in Eukaryota, Fungi, Ascomycota, Eurotiomycetes, Eurotiales, Aspergillaceae. Gene Ontology annotation, molecular function: NAD binding. Bases 1 to 1083 code for a protein of 360 amino acids.